Molecule: messenger RNA, 1604 nt
Organism: Drosophila serrata
Lineage: Eukaryota; Metazoa; Arthropoda; Insecta; Diptera; Drosophilidae
Source: RefSeq, a predicted model, not a curated record
CGCUCUUGGGUCCGGUCGAGUGCAUAUUUAGCUCUGGUCGGGCUAAAAGCCCAGGACGCGGGACACAUCGGGUAGCCACAGCCACAAUCACAAGCACAGCCACAGCCACAGCUUGGGCUAAGGCUACAGCUACGGCUACGGGCAAAUUGCAUCUCAGCCAAAUGUAUGCCGGUCGAGCAACCCAAUUUGCAAAAACCAUCAGCAGCAUGGCAUGUAGCUUACAGAAGCAGCCUCAGGCAACCCAACCGGCAGCCAUGUCGACGUCCUGUGCCGGGGUAGAGGCGGAGGUAACUGCCGGACGACCAGGUGGAGGUGGGUCCAGCGGAGCUGGAACCGUUCCCUCCACACCGAAGACAACAAAGGCUGCACAGCCAAGGGGCUCGCUGCCAACGGACGUGAACCAGCCCCCCUUGGAAUUCCAAUGGCCACCGCCCGUUCCCGUCUCGAUACACACGAGUAACUUGCGUCUGAAUAUGAUGAAUCAGGAUCCCAAGGACUUGCACACGGCCAGGGCCAUAAUUGAGGAGCUGCGUUCCAAGGUGCGCUUCCAGACGGAGCAUAUCAUGAAAUGGCGCAAGGCGUACGCCAUGCAGGUUCAGCAGCACUAUCGGUAUCAGAAGGAAAAGUCAGACCAAAUGAACUCGCUCACAUCACAGCUCCUGCUGCUGGAGUCUCGUCUAAAGCGGAAGCAGAAGCAAAUAGCCAGCCUGCUCAACCACAGGGAGCUGACCAUACAGCGUCAGCAGAAGAUCAUUGACACGUUAUCCUCGCGCCUUGUGGACCAUGGCCUGGAGACGAUAGAGGCGAGCUAUGCCAACGAACUGGACUCCCUGAAUGACUCCGACUCGGCGGUGGUAAUGGAGGAUAUCGACUCCGACAGCCCUCUGACACUGGGAACGAGACGGAAGAGCAGCGGUGCCGGUGGACUGGGUGGUGUGCUGGGCAGCGAUGGUAUCACCAUAGUGCGCUCCAUAUCCGAUGCGAUAGAAACGAAUCUCAACAAGUAUGGUGCGGCCAGACGUAACAAUUGCUUCCUGCGGCGUCCAGACAUCCUAGAAACGGUUUACUCGGUGGAAGAGGAUCCCGAGCCCACCUCGGAUGUGGCCGAGAAGCGGGACAAGUUUAAGAAUCGCUCCGACAAGGCUCUAAGUUCCAGUUCCACUGAGGGCCAGAUAGACUCAGUGAGCCCCUCGGGCUCCGCCUCCGACAAAGCCAAAGAGUUGCCCGUUGACGGCGGCACCGCCAUCCAGAGGCGUCAGCUUGGUGCCCUCAAGCGGUCGCCCAGCCACGAUGCCCCCUGCACAACACUAAGCGUCAAGGUGCCCCAGCUUCAGCCGCCAUCACCUCCUCCAUCGAACACGGAUCCGGUCACUGGGAAGAGCCAGGUAACCAACUACAACCGCGUGAUGCUCAACCAUCGGUCAGUGACCAAGCCCAAGGACGUCAAGUACAAGCGCAUCAACAAGGCCAAGUCCAAGAGUCUGGAGGAGUUGCGAGGGCGUCUCAAGAACCUGGUGGAACGGCCGCCGGGCCUCGAUGGUGGAUACUCCAGCGGCAUGAUGCCGCAGACGGCUCAGUCAUAUGCGUGACAUUGGCAGCAGCCA